UGAAACUGAAACUAAAACGCUGCCUCUGAAAAUAUCUGAAAACAGUCCAUUCAGUGGACAGGAUCUUCAUGAAUUCGGGGACUUGCCAUCUCUCACCUUUUAAUUAAUAGGUAGGUUAUAGAUUAAAAAACAUUUAGAUUACAAAAAAUGAUGCUUAGAACGUGCGUGUUCGCUAUGGCCGUAGGUCUAUGCAUUGACAUAACCACAUUGGCUUUUGGCGCAUCUAUUUCCCAAACUGGAACAAUAACUUUUGAUGCUUUCGGGAAUGUGGUGCGUCUAUGGGUUGUAGCGGGGAUUCGGUUAGUUUUACUACUCGGUUUAUCGCUACUCACACUAGGAUCGAUAAAACCCGUAUUCAAGCGCUGGUUAGCGGUGCACUGUUUCCUUGCCCCGGUCUAUGAGACUGGGCGACUUAUGCUGUAUGGAGGUUCACCGGAGCGCGUUUAUGGAUCUUUGGGUCUGGGGAGUCCAAGUUUGUGGCUAUUGUGUACCGUGGCAGCAGCUGCAGCAGCCUUAUUUUGGGAGACAACCUUCCCUGACAGCAAUGGAGAAAGCAACGGGAAACAGAAGACGCAGAAGGCACGAGUGCUGUUCAUGAGAGUCCUCAUCUUCUACAGACCUGACAUCCUCCUUUUGGUUGGGGCAUUUAUAUUCCUGUCACUGGCUGUCCUCUGUGAGAUGUUCAUCCCAUUCUACACUGGAAAAGUGAUUGACAUCUUGGGUACCCAGUACAAGUGGAAUAACUUUCUCACAGCUAUCAUCCUCAUGGGGCUUUACUCUUUGGGAAGCUCUUUCAGUGCUGGCUGUCGUGGUGGCCUCUUCAUGUGUGCCAUCAACAGCUUCACCUGCAGAAUGAAAGUGAAGCUGUUUGGGGCCCUGGUGAAGCAGGAGAUUGGCUUCUUUGAGACAAUCAAGACAGGUGACAUCACGUCCCGGCUGUCCACAGACACCACCCUGAUGGGCCGGGCGGUGGCCCUAAAUGUCAACGUCCUACUGAGGACCCUCAUUAAGACCGUGGGUAUGCUGUCGCUCAUGAUGAGCCUGUCCUGGAAGCUCACUCUGCUCAUGCUGAUGGAGACGCCCAUCACCGGCCUGUUGCAAAGCGUCCAUGACAACUAUUACCAGAGGCUCUCUAAGGAGGUGCAGGACUCUAUAGCCAGGGCGAACGAGGCAGCGGGGGAAACAGUUGGCGGAAUCCGGACCGUACGAAGCUUCAAAACUGAGCAGCAUGAGGCUGGUCGCUAUAACGACAGGUUGAUGGACACCCACAAUCGCAAGACCAGGCGGGACACCGUCAUGGCAGUCUACCUGCUCCUGAGAAGACUAACAGCAGUGGUAAUGCAGGUGGCUAUGCUGUACUAUGGCAGACUGUUUAUCCAGCGAGGUCAGAUGAGCACUGGGAACCUGGUCUCUUUCAUCCUCUACCAGUCUGACCUGGCAGACAAUAUCAGGACUUUGAUUUACAUUUUUGGCGACAUGCUGAAUUCAGUGGGGGCAGCUGGUAAGGUGUUUGAGUACCUGGACAGAGAGCCCCAGGUCAGCACCAAGGGGACACUCCAACCAGAGACCUUGACUGGACACGUCCAGUUCCACAACCUCUCCUUCUCCUACCCUACCCGCCAGGAACGCAAAGUACUGCAGGGCUUCUCUCUGGAGCUGAGGCCGGGUCAGCUGACUGCUCUGGUGGGGCCAUCAGGAGGGGGGAAGAGCACCUGUGUCAGUCUGCUGGAGAGGUUCUACCAGCCUCAGCAGGGAGAGAUCCUAUUGGACGGACUGCCACUGCAGAGUUACCAGCACCACUACCUACACAGGAAGAUAGCCAUGGUAGGCCAGGAGCCUGUUCUGUUCUCUGGGUCCGUCAAGGACAACAUUGCCUACGGCCUGGCAGACUGCUCUCUGGAGAGGGUACAGGAAGCGGCUCGCAGAGCCAACGCCCACAGCUUCAUCAGCCAACUGGAGAAGGGUUACGACACAGAUGUAGGAGAGCGGGGUGGUCAGCUGUCCGGCGGUGAGAAGCAGCGUAUCGCCAUCGCCAGAGCUCUGAUCAGAGAGCCACAGGUCCUCAUCCUGGACGAGGUCACCAGCGCACUGGACACGGAGAGCGAACACAUGGUCCAGGAGGCCCUGGCUAGCUGCCCCUCCCAGACCCUGCUGGUGAUUGCUCACAGGCUGAAGACCAUUGAGAGGGCAGAUCAGAUAAUUCUGAUUGACCAGGGGACUGUACAGGAGCAGGGCACUCACCAGGAGUUGAUGGACAGGAAGGGGAGCUACUACAAACUAAAAGAGAGACUCUUCACCGAAGACGACGUGCCACAUUGACAAAACAAUGCUACUGUUUGAACUGUAAAUAGUGAUGUCAUUUUCUCACUCUCUCUGACCAAUACUCACUUCCUCCCAAUAUACUGUAAACCACAUGUACAGUACAUCAAAUUUAUGUAAAUAUUGAAUAUAGUUAGAUUUAGGGGGGUUUCGUAAGAGAUGGACACUUCUGUUGGUGCCAUUUUGUUAUCUUGUAUGAGUGGUUUUGAUUUGAUUUUAUUGUAUUGUAUUCUUCCUAUUCUAUUUCUUAAUGUUUGAAUAAUGCAUUUUGAUUUAAUGUUUAUGAUGUUCUGGAGCAAAAGUCUAUUACGUUGCCUACCCAAGAGCAUAAAUCAUCUAUUAAACAUUUAAAUCUUUUGCUAAACCACA
Oncorhynchus tshawytscha (Chinook salmon) is the source of this 2688-nucleotide messenger RNA. Its product is annotated as antigen peptide transporter 2-like. The coding region runs from base 148 to 2319 and encodes 723 amino acids. Gene Ontology annotation, molecular function: ABC-type oligopeptide transporter activity; ATP binding; ATP hydrolysis activity. Gene Ontology annotation, biological process: transmembrane transport. Gene Ontology annotation, cellular component: membrane. The record is from RefSeq and is a predicted model, not a curated record. The transcript is spliced from 11 exons. Lineage: Eukaryota; Metazoa; Chordata; Actinopteri; Salmoniformes; Salmonidae.